AUGGCCUUCGUACCGUCGCUAUAUCCAGGAGCAGCCCUGAUAGCUACGGGACUGAGCUUGCACGGGUAUCGGAAAGGUUCCCUGUCUGGCUCGGGCGCUAUCGCGGCGUGGGUAGUGGGAUAUGGGCACCUCGCAAAUCCUCUGAAGGUGUUUGGGGUGACGAUGAUUGUAUUCUACCUGGUGGGGUCGAGAGCGACGAAGGUGAAGGCAGACGUGAAGGCAAGGUUGGAGGAUGGCCCCGACCCAGCCAAACCCGGCGGCAACCGAGAUGCUUUACAGGUCCUGUCAUCAUCCCUCCCAUCGUUACUAGCUGCUUUGCUCUACCGAGGCUACGUGGCAAGCCCGGAAUCGUCCUUCUUUGAUUUACUGCCACUCAACGUAUCAGCUCGUCCAUUGAUAUACAUGGCCUUAGGCCACUUCUCCACCUGCCUCGCCGACACCCUCGCAUCCGAACUCGGCAUCCUUUCCUCCUCUCCUCCCUUCUUCAUCCUAUCCGGCAAGACAGUACCACCAGGGACGAACGGCGGUGUCUCUCUGCUAGGCCUAGGAGCAUCGGUGGCAGGCGGAGCAAUCAUGGCGCUUACCAUGAUUGCGGAUCUAUUGAUUGAGGACCCGGGAUCUCCGGAGAAUCUCGGAUGGGCAGGCGAGAUGUUGCUUUUUGGGACGCUGGCUGGUCUUGCGGGUAGUCUGCUUGACUCGCUCCUCGGCGCGCUCUUUCAACGGACCCUGUACUCCACAACCGAGAAACGCAUCCUCACCGAUCACUCGACUAAGCGGCUCGCCAAAGGCAAGGACGUCGAGGGGUCCAUCAUCCAGAUUGGGCCUGGUAUGGACCUGCUCAGCAAUACAGCGGUCAACUUCGUGUGCGGAUGCGUGAUGGGCUGCGUGGGAUAUGCGUGGGGACAGCGUUGA
Molecule: messenger RNA, 912 nt
Organism: Dioszegia hungarica
Lineage: Eukaryota; Fungi; Basidiomycota; Tremellomycetes; Tremellales; Bulleribasidiaceae
Product: integral membrane protein DUF92-domain-containing protein
Exons: 6
Coding region: 1-912 (303 amino acids)
Cellular component (GO): membrane
Source: RefSeq, a predicted model, not a curated record